CACAGACCUGCGUCUAGAAGAGCAGGGAAAACUUCAGGAGAGACUCGUUUUCUGAUAACGAGCUCUACACAUUGUUCUCCAGACUCGGAUUAGGAGCGGAGCACUUCUGGGAGCGCGCGAACAUGGACGAUCUAGACGCCUUGCUUGCAGAUCUCGAGUCUUCCACUGCACAUAUCUCCAAGUGCCCAGUGUUUCUUCCUGAGGAGACACCAUAUUCUUACCCCACCGGAGGGCACCUUUUUCAGGAUGACUCCCCUCCUCCGCCCCUGCCCCCUCCACCCACAUCUGAGGCCCUGAACGGAUCGCUGUCCCCGCGGCCGGACUCCCAGCACUCCUCUCAACAGGUUCAGCACAACCUAUUUAGGACUUUCCAAAAUAAGCUAUCUCUGGGCCCUGCUCAUAAGAGCACGUUGUCUCAGGACAGCACCCCGCCAGCCUCGCAUACAGAAGAAGACCACGUUUACAGUUUUCCUAACAAGCAGAAGCACUCAGACUCAUCGGCCACAGCCAUGACAUCUGCCCUGGGCAGCAACCUUUCUGAACUGGACCGCCUUCUUCUGGAACUCAAUGCUGUACAGCAAAAUGCCCCAUCUUUCUCCACUACAGAAGAUGUUGCACCUCCAUUGCCCCCCUGCAGUGUUGCCCACUAUAUCCAGGAAAAUGGAGCCCACCCAGGCAUCACACUGACACCGGCAGCCCAGGACAAGCCUCAGAGGAAUGGAACGAAGGGGACAGAUGAUGGCCGUCCCACUGUGGAAAGUCUUCUGAAUGAGUUGGAGAGCUCUGUGCCUUCCCCAGUGCCAAGCCCCUGUGCUCUGACGAGUGAACUGACAGACGGGCAGGUGGACACACCUUCCGAGCAGCAAGGCAGAAUAUCAGCCACAUCAGCUACACGAGAACUGGAUGAGCUCAUGGCCUGCCUCUCAGAUUUUAAGGUGCAGAGCAAUCCAAGUUCUUUGGGCUCCCUGAACUCUGAGCCAGUGUUUGAGCAAACUACUACCAUUGCUGAAAUCCACUGUCCUCCUACGACUGCCAUGUCCAAUUCCCUGUCCCCUACCCUCCCAGUGGACCCAAGACGAUAUUCCCCAGGUCUCUCCUCUCCUUUAAACUUUGAACUGCACAUUGUGGAGUUUGAAUCAGGUGAACCGGGGGCUGUGCCUCCACCAUCCAGUGUUGUCCGAAAGCCUUCCUCUCGACCGUCUCCACCUGUAGCAUCCAGUCCUCGUUUUUCUCCAGUUCCUGACCUGGACUUGGAUUCUUCCAUUGAUGUCUCUGCUUCCCUGCUGUCCUCCCAAGUGGAAUCUCUAGUGGUUCUGUCUCAGACUAUAACCACCACUCCCACACCUGGAAGUGGAGACCUUUGUAGUCUCUGGGAGGGAAGUCCUUCUUCCAAAUUGACAAGCUCUGGGCUGAAGGCCUAUUCGCCUAUCACCAAGUCUCCUAGUCCAACAAGUGCCCCAGUGGUCAGCAGAACCAAUGAAAGAGUUAGCCCAUUGAUGACACCAGAAUCACUUGAUCUGUAUCUCUCCAACUCUGACACAAAACCUAUAAGUCCAAUGCCAUCUCUUUCCAGAUCUCCAAUUCCUACAGUCUCUGAAUCACCAUCUCUGUCUCUUCCCAAAGCUAUAUCGCCACCUCUAAUCCUAUCCUCGUCUGUGGUGGUUCCCAAGUCUCCAAGCCCAAAACCAUUAUCAGGACAGCCUCCCACUGGACUUCAACCACCAACCUAUGAGCCAUCUCUUGAUGAUGCCUUGGAUAAACUCCUUGCCAUGAGCUUCAGCAGGCCUGAGAAUGAGGCUUCAAUCACCACAUCAGUGGCCUCACGGCUCACUUCGGAAGUACAACCAGAAGUCUACGAGGAUACAAUAGUAGCAGCGGAUCGUAACAACAUUCAUCCUGACACUUUUACAGAGAGUGAAAUGGGGGAUGGGCUCUUGGAGGAUCAGUCGGACUGCAGGAGUGAUCUUGACUGGGCUGACAUGGAACUGAAGAUGGCCUACGAAGGACCUGAUGGCUCCAUGACCCCCAUGACCGAGGCAAGCUGGAUGGAUGAAUCUCUUACUCCAUCGUCUUGUCCUGGAACCCCAGAUGCCCAGAUGGAUCUUCCCAUGCUGCAUAUGGCUGGCACAAUGGACAGGAUCUCAGCCUCUGGACACAUCAAAUCUGUGAUUAAACGUACCAAGGAGAUCCAAAACGUCCAUCCCAUGUACCGAGAUGGCCUGAUACGUAGGAAGAUGGGCCCCCUCAUUUUCCACAAGAGUAACUCCCAGGACCGGCUCAUUGAGGAACUGCAAGGAAAGCUGGGAAUUGCCCGUAAGGAUCGUCCAAAAAACAAACAGCCGGAUGACUGGCUCACAGAAGGCGUCAUUGUCAUGUCCAACCCCAAACGCUCACGGGAAGACCACAACAGGGAGGUGGAUAAGAUAAUCAUACCUCCUGAGUCUCCUCUUCCUCAGAGGAAGGUGAUCGUACCUCCCCAAUUUCCCCCAAUCCCUCGCCCCCCUCCCCCUGCUGAAGAACCAAAGCGCCCCCCUCCGGUCAAAUUAGCUCCUGCCCCUUUGCCUCCACCCCCACCACCUGCCCCCACCCCACCUCCUAGAGAGCCCACACCUCCUCCCCAGCUAACUCCACCUCCAGUUCCACCCAAGCCCCCGACCCCUGAACCUGUGGAAGUUCCUGCUCCCUCCCCAAAACCCAACCCUCCACCCCAACCCACACCCAUACCCACCCCACCACCUGCCCCCGUGGCCCCGCCCAAAGUGCUGAUGUCAGUUGGCUGCCAGACGGAGUAUGACCCACUCUUCCCUCCGCUGCAGAUUAUGGCCCAGGGGAAGGGUCCACAACCACAGGUUAAUAAACUGGACAACAUGCUGGGCAGUCUUCAGUCUGACCUCCACAAGCUGGGAGUGCAGACGGUUGCUAAGGGAGUGUGUGGCGCCUGCUGCAAACCUAUUGUUGGCCAGGUGGUAACUGCCAUGGGGCGCACGUGGCAUCCAGAGCAUUUUGUGUGCACACACUGCCAGGAGGAGAUUGGUUCCAGAAACUUCUUUGAGAGGGAAGGACAGCCAUACUGUGAGAGAGAUUACCAUCAUUUAUUCUCUCCACGCUGCUAUUACUGUAAUGGACCCAUACUGGAUAAAGUGGUGACGGCGCUAGACAGGACGUGGCAUCCUGAGCACUUUUUCUGUGCCCAGUGUGGGGCGUUCUUUGGCCCUGAAGGAUUUCAUGAGAAGGAUGGAAAGGCGUAUUGUCGUAAAGACUACUUCGACCUGUUUGCUCCUAAAUGUGGCGGUUGUGCUCGUGCCAUCCUGGAGAAUUACAUCUCUGCCCUGAGCGCUCUCUGGCAUCCUGAGUGUUUUGUGUGCAGGGAGUGUUUCACACCCUUCAUCAACGGCAGUUUCUUCGAGCACGACGGUCAGCCGUACUGCGAGGUUCAUUAUCACGCCCGCCGCGGCUCGCUGUGUUCCGGCUGUCAGAAACCCAUCACGGGCCGCUGCAUCACAGCCAUGGGCAAGAAGUUUCAUCCUGAGCACUUUGUCUGUGCCUUCUGCCUCAAGCAGCUCAAUAAAGGCACCUUCAAAGAGCAAAACGACAAGCCUUACUGCCAGGGCUGCUUCAUCAAGCUCUUCAGCUAGAAAGAUGCCUGACUGACUGUGUGCGUACGUGUGCGUACGUGUGUGUGUGUGUGUGUGUGUGUGUGUGUGUGUGUGUGUGUGUGUGUGUGUGUGUGUGUGUGUGUGUGUGUGUGUGUGUGUGUGUGUGUGUGUGUGUGUGUGUUAUUCAGGUUAAUGUGUCUUGACUCUCGACAUCCCCACAUGAAGUUGCUAGUCAGGUUAAAACGUGCUCUCAGAAGCCAAGUUGUUUUAGAGGGUAUUAGAGGAAAGUUCAGCUGAGACUGUAGAGGUUUUUUUUUUUUUUUUUUUUUUUGAGAAAGUGUGUGAAUGUUUUCUGCUCACUGGAUGAGCUGGAGAGAAACCGUUUGAUGAUGAGAAUAGUUCAGGAGGGAUGAUGGGAAACGUUUGAGACACAAUCAACAGAAGGAAACGAAACAUCAGAUAAUUCAAUGACUGGAAAUCAAACGAAUAACCAACUGGAGCCAAUAAUUAGUGGUGAAUCUCAUGAAGAAUGUCCAGGUCAUAUAUUAGUCUGAAACCAAAAGGAAAGACAAGAAAUCAUAUUUUGCAUUAAAAACAUUUAAGCCAGUUUAAAAAUGUUAAAUAUCUUUUGCAUUGUGCCAUUAUUUUCAGAAAAAAUAAAUAAUUUCUACCUUAUUUUCCAUUAUUCUGUAACCAAAGAAUAUUCUUAUUAUAGUAAUAUAGUGAAAAAAUAUCCUGUCCAAUAACAUUUUAUUAUUAUUAAUAAUAAUAAUAAUUAUUAUUAUUAUUGCUGUUGUUUUUAUUAAUAAUAUUAAUAAUAUUGAUGUUGUUUUAAAUGGUCUUAAACUCAGUAAAACAAAUAAUACUAUGAAGUAUAAAUCCUUCAUAUUAUUAUUCCUAAAAUAAGCUACAUUUUCUUUUAUGCAAAAUAUAAUUUAUUCUUUCUUUUUAUUUUGGUAUGAAAUAUGGCCUGUAUGUGUUCUUUUGAGCUUCCCCUUGCUAGGAAUUUGGAUUUGCAUCAUUUUUAGCAUAAAAUUUCACCUCAAUGAAUUGCUACUUUUAGUGCCUUGUUUUUGUAUUACAAAUUAAACUGAAUUUAAAAGACACUAAGUAUAUCAAAUGUGUAGUUUUGCAUACAAGAUGUAACACAAAGUUUCUAAUCCAUGCUGAAGUUGUAACUGAGAGACUGAAGUUCAGAUUAUUCCUCAUGAAGUCUGUGUAGUAACUUCUAAUCUUACUGUUAAUCGCUCACUUCUGCCGGCGUCUGCGUGGAAUUUCACAGGAGUUUAUGCAUCUCAUCUCAAAGUAAGGAAUAUAUGGGAUUGAAUACAAUUUAAGAUACAGAAAAUCAUUUCUACUUGUUUAGUUUGAUAAAUCAAUAACGUAAUAAUGUAUAACACACAUUUUUACAAUGAUAAAUCAAAACCAUAUUUUCUGGUGUCUUUAUUAUUAUUUAACCCAGAAUAUUUCUCUGAAGGAACCAGUCACACGUGGCAUUUUGGGAAAUGUUUUGUAGUUAGUAUGACUGGCUAUUUUGGUUUUAGUCACAAAACAGUCACUACAUAACCACUGACGAUUCUAAUGAUCCACUUAAAGGAAUAGUGCACCCAAAUGUGGACAUUUACUGUUAAUGUGCCCACUCUCAGGCCAUCCAAGAUUAGGAUGAGUUUGUUUCUUCAUCAGAUUUGGAGAAAUGUAGCAUUGCAUCAGUGUCUCAACAAUGGAUGCUCUGCAGUGAAUGGGUGCCGUCAGAAUGAGAGUCCAAACAGCUGAUAAAAACAUCACAAUAAUCCACAGUUAAUGUGUUGAGAAGUGAGAAGUCAAUCUUCUGUUGUCCUGUUGAUGUUGUUCAGAUCAAUCGAAAUAGCUGUGACAGUAUUGUGCAAUUCUCAACCCUUGAAUUCAGUAUAUGAUUUGAUUGGAAAUGAGUAUCUGAUAUUGUCUUGCUCACUCUCAGAGACAAUUCUAGACAAUAUUGUAACUGCUGUAUUAUGAUAUUGUGAUGAUAUAUACUAUACUAAUUCUUUUAGCUUUUUUCCAUUUUGCAUGAAAGUCUUAAGUGUCUUUCAAUAAUUUUAAAAGCCGAGUUUUGAAAACUCGUGAUGUUACGAAGGAGUGAAUCGAUGAAGACUUUCUUGUAUUUUUAGGAACGUGCUGUCACUGGAACAGAAGUGACUUUCAGAUCAAGAAUAUUAAAUAUAUAUGGUCCCUGGUGUGGCUUUCUGGAUGCCUGUCAACAAAGAUUACUAAUAAGAUUUGUUGGAUGCAUCGGAUAAAUAUACCAGCAAGUGUUUAUUGUAUGAAAGCUUUUAUAUGACCCGAUGUGCCAGAGAUCUUUUGAGAAAACACUACUUAGAAAGUAGAAGUUACUUGUUCUCGUUUGUUUUAUUCAAUUCACUAUGAAUAUGCCUUCUUUGAUAACUCAAUGGUAAUAAUCUGUCGCUGUUUGUUUUGCUUCUAAUCACUAUGUGCCAAAAGAAGGUGCGGUGGAAAUCUAGGGAUCAUAUGAUAUCCUUAUGUGUUUUAAUCACUCAUUUACACUGGUCGAAUAUUGUGCCUUUGUUUAUUUUGAGGUUUUCUAUCAUAUAAAUUGAUCUGACGCUUUUCUAUUUCUGUUCAUCAGUCAUUAUUUUAGUGUCCCUUGACAAAUAUCAUCAUUUAUCCAAUGUGAAGUCAGCUAUGCAUAUUUUUUUCUCUCUCUUGUAACACUGUCACAUUUUGUUCUGUGAGUAUUGUUUCAACUCGUGCAAUUAUAUACAAAUAAAAUUGGUGUUUUAAUGCACUGAA
This is a messenger RNA of Cyprinus carpio (common carp), 6383 nucleotides long. RefSeq names its product paxillin-like. Gene Ontology annotation, biological process: substrate adhesion-dependent cell spreading; transforming growth factor beta receptor signaling pathway; endothelial cell migration. Lineage: Eukaryota; Metazoa; Chordata; Actinopteri; Cypriniformes; Cyprinidae. The record is from RefSeq and is a predicted model, not a curated record.